Protopolystoma xenopodis is the source of this 453-nucleotide messenger RNA. NCBI's taxonomy places the organism in Eukaryota, Metazoa, Platyhelminthes, Monogenea, Polystomatidea, Polystomatidae. The record is from the annotation of a GenBank genome assembly.
AUGCCAUCUACCCACCAAGAUACAGCCUCGCAACCGGUACGCUUUUCCAGCCCAAACACAAACACACACACGUACACGCUAGCCUCCGCUUUGGGUUGCUACGACGGCGCGCCUGUCCCACCAGAUCAUAAAGGGCCGCGUCAAGUCUUGAACUGGGACGACGGGCUCGACCAACUGAGGCAGAGGAUCUUUCUAAUCGGCUUCUCUCACGUUGCCGAGGCUUCUGGCAAUCGGUGCCCGGUUGGAUGUGCACAACCGUCACGAGGCCGUGUGAUGUUGGCUGACACGAUUGCCUCCGAUGGCAAGACGAGUCCGCGUCCUGUCUUGACUCCGUCGGGGCCUGCCCUGUGGGCUGUGGGGCUAGACAGGUGGGGGGGCCCAAUUAGGCAUGAGAACACCGGAAUUGCCGAGAUGGCAACCAGAAUGGCAUUACGAAUGGAUGGACUAGCUUGA